AAAUAAUAAAUAUAUUUUGAAUAAUAUUUCUUCAUUUGAAAUGUCUGAUCAUCGAAAGAGAUACAGAGAUCAUGAUAGCGAAGUUUCAGGAUCUCGUGAACGAAAGCGAACUCGAGUUGGUCCUUUAGAUGUUGAAGAUCGUUUAGAAUCACUUAUUACUCGUGUUGGAGAAAAGAGUACAUCAUCUUUGGAAAGUAACUUAGAAGGUCUAGCUAAUGUAUUAAUAGCUGAUAUUGCAAAUUACAAACAAAGGAUUUUGCAAAUUCUUUGCACAUGUGUUACAAAUUUACCAGAGAAAGGAACUAUAUAUGCAACAUUAGUUGGAUUGCUCAAUGAAAAAAGUUUUGACUUUGGAGGAGAGUUUCUUGAAUUAACAAUGUGUAAUUUAAAAGAAGUUAUUUUCAGUGAACAAUGGGAUCGAGCUCGUCUUAUGGUGCGGUUUUUAUCUGACUUGAUAAACUGCAAUUUUUUGGUUGCAGCAUCGUUAAUAAGUUUUCUUGAAACUUUGAUGAAUGCUGCUUUACAAAUAGGAGUGCCUCAGGUUCGAUCGGAUUGGUUUGUGUAUAGUAUUCUGUCAUCUUUACCAUGGUGUGGGAAAGAGCUUUCAACUAAAAAGCCUAAUGAAUUUGGACGAUUACUUGAAUCAAUAGAGGUUUUUAUAAGUAAACGCAACAAACUUCAUAGUAAAGCACUUCGAGUUUGGUCGUCUGAUAAUCCUCACCCUCAGGAAGAAUAUUUAGAUUGUUUAUGGGAGCAAAUAAAAACUAUGAAGGAUGAUGACUGGCAGGAAAAACACAUUAGAAGACCAUAUCAAGCUUUUCAUAGUGUACUAUGUAAAGCUCUUCCUCAUCCAAUACCAUUGUUUGAUGUUCCUCCCCACACUGAAAUAAGCAUAUAUCCUUUACCAAGUGUUAUCUUCAGAAUGUUUGACUAUGCUGAUGCACCUGAGGAAAAACCGAUUCCUGGUGCUCAUGCAAUAGAGCGGUAUUUGGUGGAAGAAAGUAUCUGGCGUAUUAUUUGUACACAUUAUAAGGAUAGAAAGGAAUGUGCAAAUCAGUUAAUAAAUUGUCCUGUACGAAAUAAAGUUCCAAUUGAAUAUAUAAUCACAGAGGUUGUAUUUGGCGCCAUGUUUCGAUUACCUGAAAAUGAGCAUCUAUUUUUAUUUUAUGGUUCACUUAUAAUUGAACUUUGUAAAAUAAAUCCACAAACAAUGCCUGGAGUUAUUGCGCAAGCUGUUGAAUUGUUAUUUGACAGAUUGCCCACCAUGAAUGUAACAUGUGUUGAUCGAUUUAUUGACUGGUUUUCAUAUCAUCUGAGUAACUUUCAAUAUAAAUGGACGUGGGAUGAUUGGAUUCAAUAUGCUGAUAGCAGUGCAAGUGAUGACCAACGUUGUAGGUUUAUUAUCGAAGUGCUUGCAAAAUGUCAAAGGAGUACAUUUCAUGAAAAUUUAUUAGAAAUUCUUCCUAAUUCACUUUUACCAUUACUUCCUGAACCUACGCAAGGUUACUUUAGAUACGAAUGCGCUGAAGCAGAUGAGCCUGGUCACACAACAGUUCGCAAAUUGAUUGAUGGAAUUAAAUCUAAAAAAGACACUCAAUCUUUGCUUACAACAUUAUAUGAAAUUGGUCCUUCAGAAAAGUCUUUUUAUGAAAAUGAUGAUCUUGUUGGUCCAUAUAUUGAUCCAAGCAUAUCAGCACUUCGCAUUGAGUGUUUUAUCUUGACUAUAUUACGAGCUGGAUUAAAAAGCAUAAGUCACACAUACAGUGCAUUAACCAAGUUUCAACCAAUGUUUACAGAACUUAUUACAAACAAGUCAGAACAAUUACAUGUCCUAAGAACUGUCAGAGAAUUUUGGGGAAGAAAUCCAUUAAUGGUUCUUAUUGUCAUUGAUAAAAUGGUAAAACUUCAAUAUAUUCAGUGCAGCACAGUUAUUAAUUGGAUUUUUUCAAAAGAAAUGGAAAAUGAAUUCAUGAGAUAUACAACCUGGGAGCUGAUACACAAUACUUUAAAAAAAAUGAUGAAACAUAAAUCAAAGGUAAAAAAAGAUCUAGAAGAUGCACAUGAACGUUUGGAUGUACUAAUUGAUAAAGCUAAACGAGAGGAGCAAAAGCAUGGAGAAUCCGAGGAUGAUGAAGCAUAUAAUACUUCUCCUUUGGAAAUAGAACGUCGACAGGAAGAAAUCGAAGAAUUAACACAAAAAGUUGAGACUGCUAAGAAAGAUCAGAAAGAGCUAUUUUUAAUAGUUUUUCAACGGUUUACAAUGAUCAUCACAGAACAUGUCGCUGAAUGUGAGCGAGAAGGCAGGAAAAUUGUGAAUUCUUGGUAUAGGUAUACUUUACAAAGAUUGCAAGAAAUAUUUCUCAUGUAUCAUGCUGAAAUCGAUCAAUACUCAGAUAAAAUGGAGAAAUUAAUUUUUACGCCAGACAUCGCUCCUCACAUUCUUGAAGUAUUUAGGCGUUACAAGUCUCUACGUUCUUGAAUUAUUUAUUGACUGUACACCAGUGGAGUCAGAGAAUAAAAAAUGGAUUUUAGCUUCAAUAAAAAGCAAUGAAAUUGACUUAGCUUUUUAAAGAAGUAUCUGCAGAAAGAAAAGAUCUGUAACUAAUAGUAAAAUGUAUAUGAAUAAAUCUCAUCGAUAAA
Hydra vulgaris (swiftwater hydra) is the source of this 2640-nucleotide messenger RNA. Its product is annotated as nuclear cap-binding protein subunit 1. Gene Ontology annotation, molecular function: mRNA binding; RNA cap binding; protein binding. Gene Ontology annotation, biological process: nuclear-transcribed mRNA catabolic process, nonsense-mediated decay; mRNA export from nucleus. The record is from RefSeq and is a predicted model, not a curated record. NCBI's taxonomy places the organism in Eukaryota, Metazoa, Cnidaria, Hydrozoa, Anthoathecata, Hydridae. Gene Ontology annotation, cellular component: nucleus; nuclear cap binding complex.